AUGUCCGCCGCCGCCCGGCUCUCCACCCACGAGCGCCGCUCAAGCGCACACCCCGACGACCGGCCUCGCCCGCGUGUAAAUGCCCAAGGAAGCUUCAAGAGCGACCGCUCGAGCGACCCCCGCCAGGCCUCUUACCACCAGCACCAGUAUUCCACGUCACAUAAGAGAUCGGCGUCCGGAAAUCCCCGGCCCCUGAGCCGCACGAUGGAGGACCGGAGAACCGAGGAGAGGAGGACGGAGAUUCAUACGGAGAGGGCAUAUGUUACGCACCGCGAACAGCUGGCUACGAGGACUAGGAGUCCCGAGAGGAAGGAGAGGGUGGAGAAGAGGGAGGCUGCGAGGCAUCGUGCGUCGGAGUCGCGUCCGAAGGAGCAGUCUAAACCAGAGGCCCCUCAGGCGCCAUGGAACCCCGAAGCGACAUUGAUACCGCAUACCUCAGCUCCCCUGGCCUGUCGAAUCUCAAUCCCACCACUAGCAUCGCAGGCACCCCAAGCCCAACAGCCGCGACCUCUAGGCGAACUGACGCUUGAGGCUCAGGAAGCCGCCAUUAUCGAAGAUCUACUAUUCACAUUUAUGGGCUACGAAGGGCAAUAUAUCCGUUUCGCUAAGACCUAUAACCCGCACGAAGAGAGGGACCGACUCACCGGCCCUGCUUUUCGCAUUCUCCCCGGCUUAGAUCCUAGCCUACAGGACCUCACAAACUCCAUGCUCAGGUUAGCGACGUAUUAUUCCGCCCUAGAAGCCUUCGUCGAUGUACAGAGCCGAGAAGAGUUCGGCGCCGUGAACCACGCGCUCUGCGCCGCCGUUCGGAAACAUCUCCAGGAUUAUCUCGUUCUCGUGGCGCAGCUAGAGACGCAAUUCCUAACAAACGAGAGCUUCACGGUUCACGCGCUCAACGUACACACGCUCUCGACGAGGCAGAUGAUGUUGCAACUUUACUCCUUGGCCCACGAAUUACUAAAGAAGAAUGCCCUCUUGGAUGACGAGUCGGACGAGUCGAGCGAUAGUGGCGACGACUUUGAAAACAUUCUCGAGUCUCUGAGGGAAGGAGGAGAAUUAGCACCAGGCAAUAUGACGGGCAAGAAGAUAUGCAAAGGAGGCGUCGUGCUGGGCAUGAUAUCGAGGAGGCUCGAGACCAUGUCGGGAGACCCAUCAGCGAAGGCGCUCCUCACAGCAUUGCUACGCGACGCCAGCAAGCCGUACAUGGUGAUGCUCAACGAGUGGCUCCACCACGGUGGCAUCAACGACCCGCAUUCCGAAUUCCUCAUCAAGGAGCAGAAGAGCAUUAAGCGUGAACGGCUCGAGCAGGAUUACACCGACGAGUACUGGGAGCGGCGCUACACCAUCCGCGACAACGACGUGCCUCCGCAGCUCGAGGGUGUCAAGGAUAAGGUCCUCCUCGCCGGCAAGUACCUCAAUGUCGUGCGCGAGUGUGGUGGCGUCGACGUCAGCAAGGAGGUGAAAGACGUGCCGACGUCGUUCGACGAUAGCCGGUUCCUCGAAAACGUCAGCAACGCGUACGCGCACGCCAACGAGUCCCUCAUGCAGCUCCUCCUCACGACUCAUGCCUUACCCGAUCGGCUGCGCUCCCUGAAACACUACUUCUUCCUCGACCCGUCGGACUACUUCUCCUACUUCCUCGAGCUGGGGGCCUCGGAGCUCAAGAAACCCGUCAAGUCCGUUAACACCGGCAAGCUCCAGUCGCUCCUCGACCUCGUCCUCCGCCAACCCGGCAGCGCCGUCUCUCUCGACCCUUUCAAAGAAGACGUGAAAGUCGAGAUGAACGAAAUCACCCUGAUAAAAUCCCUCCAACGCGUCGUCAACAUCACUGGCAUUGAGCAGGGGGAGACCCUCGCCCCCGUCACAUCCAACCAACCCAUCGAGAACGACAAGAACGCUAUCGGCUUCACGUCCUUGCAGCUCGACUACGCAGUUCCCUUCCCCGUCUCCCUCGUCAUCAGCCGAAAGACCGUCUGGCGGUACCAGGCCCUCUUCCGCUACCUACUGUCUCUGCGAUACCUCGAGUCUCAGCUCUCGACGACCUGGCAGACGCAGAUCCGCGGCGUCACUUGGGCGCACCGCAGCUCGUACGCCAAACUAGAGACGUGGAAGCGGCGCGUUUGGACGCUUCGUGCGAGGAUGCUCGUCUUUGUGCAGCAGUUGCUGUACUUUUGCACCGCUGAGGUCAUCGAGCCGAAUUGGCAAAAGUUCAUGUCCCGGCUUAAGGCGACGGACGGGGGAGAUGCUGGCAAGAUGGGCGCCGCAGAGGGGUUGACGAGGACGGUUGACGAGUUGAUGCAGGAUCAUGUCGAUUUCCUCGACACAUGUCUAAAGGAGUGUAUGCUGACAAACAGCAAGCUCCUGAGGAUCCACUCCAAACUAAUGCAAACCUGCACCAUCUUCGCCGCCUACACAAACUGGCUCUCCCGCGAACUCGAAAAAACAGACCCCGACCUCUCCGCUCCUCACCUCCGCCCCCCCAACAUGACCCUCCCCGAAUGGCGCCGCCUCCAAGCCCACCGCGCCUCCCAACCGCCCGCCCGCAACGCCUCCGACCCUUCAUCCGCCUCUUCUUCCUUCUCCGAAGCUAACAGCAGCAACAACAACCCCGACAAGCGCGUGGCGGAGCUCUUCGAGAUCAUGCGCAAGUGGGAGGGCAACUUUAGUAGACAUUUGCAGAUCUUGCUGGACGCGCUGAAUCAUUAUGCUGCGACUGAGACGGUGGUUUUGUUGAGUCUUUGUGCGAGGUUGAGUGCUGCGAACCAGGGGACGGAGUAUGCGGGGUUGAGGAGUGAGGUGGAGGCAGCGUAG
Messenger RNA from Scedosporium apiospermum, 2811 nucleotides. RefSeq lists its product as uncharacterized. The record is from RefSeq and is a predicted model, not a curated record. Gene Ontology annotation, biological process: cytoplasmic microtubule organization; microtubule nucleation; mitotic cell cycle. Gene Ontology annotation, cellular component: gamma-tubulin small complex; centrosome; spindle pole. Gene Ontology annotation, molecular function: gamma-tubulin binding; microtubule minus-end binding. The coding region runs from base 1 to 2811 and encodes 936 amino acids. The transcript is spliced from 3 exons. NCBI's taxonomy places the organism in Eukaryota, Fungi, Ascomycota, Sordariomycetes, Microascales, Microascaceae.